ACAAAACCUGUUGCAUUUGCAGUUCGGACAAAUGUUGGGUACAGUGCAGCUCACGAUGACGAUGUCCCAGUCCCAGGCAUGGCCAUCUCAUUUGAAGCUAAAGAUUUUCUUCACGUUAAAGAAAAAUUUAAUAAUGACUGGUGGAUAGGACGGUUGGUAAAAGAAGGCUGUGAAAUAGGAUUCAUACCAAGCCCAGUCAAACUAGAAAACAUGAGGCUGCAGCAUGAACAAAAGGCAAAACAAGGAAAAUUCUACUCCAGUAAAUCAGGAGGAAACUCUUCAUCCAGUUUGGGUGACAUCGUUCCUAGUUCCAGAAAAUCGACGCCUCCAUCAUCUGCUAUAGACAUAGAUGCCACUGGCUUAGAUGCAGAAGAAAAUGAUAUUCCAGCAAACCAUCGCUCCCCCAAACCCAGUGCAAACAGUGUCACAUCACCCCACUCCAAAGAGAAAAGAAUGCCCUUCUUUAAGAAGACAGAGCACAUCCCUCCCUAUGAUGUAGUGCCUUCUAUGCGACCAGUAGUUUUAGUGGGGCCUUCUCUGAAGGGAUAUGAGGUAACAGAUAUGAUGCAAAAAGCAUUAUUUGAUUUUUUAAAACAUAGAUUCGAAGGGCGUAUAUCAAUUACACGAGUCACAGCAGACAUCUCGCUUGCCAAACGCUCAGUAUUAAACAACCCAAGUAAGCAUGCGAUAAUAGAGCGGUCUAAUACAAGAUCAAGCUUAGCUGAAGUUCAAAGUGAAAUCGAACGGAUUUUUGAGUUGGCACGGACACUGCAGUUGGUAGUACUGGAUGCUGAUACCAUUAACCACCCAGCUCAACUCAGCAAGACCUCUCUGGCUCCCAUUAUAGUAUAUGUAAAGAUUUCUUCUCCUAAGGUUUUACAGAGGUUAAUAAAAUCCCGAGGGAAAUCUCAGGCCAAACACCUUAAUGUUCAGAUGGUGGCAGCUGAUAAACUGGCACAGUGUCCUCCUGAAAUGUUCGAUGUAAUUCUUGAUGAGAACCAGCUUGAAGAUGCUUGUGAGCACCUUGCUGACUAUCUGGAAGCCUACUGGAAGGCCACACAUCCACCUAGCAGCAAUCCUCCUAACCAGCUUCUCACUCGCACACUUGCAACAGCCACUCUUCCUAUUAGCCCAGGUCCAAAUAUUAAUUUACAGGGAUCUCAAGGAGACCAGAGGAAUGACCAUUCAGUCCCUGAACGCAGCAGUUCACAAAUUGAAGAGGAAGCACGGGUUGAACCCAUCAAGAAAUCCCAGCAUCGCUCUUCCUCAAGCCAACACCACAACCACCGCAGUGGUGUUAGAGGCCUUUCUAGGCAAGAAACUUUUGACUCAGAAACACAAGACAGCAGAGAUUCGGCUUACGUAGAGCCCAAGGAGGACUACUCACAUGAGCAUGGUGACCACUAUGAUUCUCACAGGGAUCACAAUCAUAGAGACGAGUCCCACGGGAGCAGUGAUCACAGACACAGAGAAUCAAGGCAUCGCUCAAAGGAGAGGGACCGCGAGCAGGACCACAAUGAAUGCAACAAACAGCGAAGUCGUCAUAAAUCAAGGGACCAAUAUUGUGACAAGGAUGGGGAAGUGAUAUCGAAAAAACGUAAUGACGCAGGAGAAUGGAACAGGGAUGUUUACAUCCGUCAGUAACUUUUGCCUCUGGCAGUCUUGUGUUUCUUUGAAGUCUUGUAACAAUGCCCCUUGAAAAUAUCUUUGGGUUCUUCAUUGCAGAACAUAUGGUAUCCUUCUGUAUGCUGAUUUGUAUUGCUGUUGCUUGCAUAGCAAUAGCAUGAAAUAGAACAUUCAUAUACUUAUUUUUUUGGUUAGUGCUAUACAAAUUAACGUGGUACAACCGCAGAGUUCCUGAUGUUGUACUAUGCCAUUUUUCAAGCUGUUUUUUGGUAGCUGCCACUUGAACAAUAUCUGUUGCCAUCAAGGUGUUGUUAGUGUUUUUUUAAAAAAGGUACAUUUGAUGUUUAAUAACUUCCCAUGUAUUCAGCAAGCCAGAAUCAGCACAUAAAAAAUCUA
This is a messenger RNA of Leptosomus discolor (cuckoo roller), 2022 nucleotides long. The record is from RefSeq and is a predicted model, not a curated record. NCBI's taxonomy places the organism in Eukaryota, Metazoa, Chordata, Aves, Leptosomiformes, Leptosomidae.